Molecule: messenger RNA, 1374 nt
Organism: Saccharomyces kudriavzevii IFO 1802
Lineage: Eukaryota; Fungi; Ascomycota; Saccharomycetes; Saccharomycetales; Saccharomycetaceae
Gene: COR1
Product: ubiquinol--cytochrome-c reductase subunit COR1
Exons: 1
Coding region: 1-1374 (457 amino acids)
Biological process (GO): aerobic respiration
Cellular component (GO): mitochondrion
Molecular function (GO): metalloendopeptidase activity; metal ion binding
Source: RefSeq, a predicted model, not a curated record
AUGCUAAGAUCAGUAACUUCAAAAACCGUGUCCAAAGAGUUUAGGAGGACUUUGGCCACUGCACCUGCAACCCGCAAGGCCGAAGUAACUCAGUUAUCCAACGGAAUAGUCGUAGCAACUGAGCACAACCCUUCCGCUCAUUCUGCCUCUGUCGGUGUAGUCUUCGGUUCUGGUGCCGCUAACGAAAACCCUUACAAUAAUGGGGUUUCUAAUUUAUGGAAGAACACCUUUCUGUGCAAAGAGAAUUCCGCUAUGGCCGCCAGGGAAGGUUUGGCCUUGUCCUCCAGUGUCUCUAGAGACUUCCAAUCUUACAUCGUCUCUUCGCUACCAGGUUCCACCGCUAAGUCACUGGAUUUCUUGAACCAGUCUUUCAUUCAGCAAAGGGGCAAUCUGCUAUCUUCCCCUAACUUCGAGGCUACCAAAAAAUCCGUCUUGAAGCAAGCGCAAGAUUUUGAAGAAAACGAUCAUCCCAACAGAGUCCUAGAACAUCUACACUCCACCGCCUUCCAAAACACUCCAUUAUGUUUACCAACCAGGGGUACCUUGGAAUCGCUAAGAAAUUUGGUUGUUGCUGAUCUGGAAUCCUUCGCUCACAAUCACUUCUUGAAUUCAAACGCUGUGAUUGUCGGUACCGGGAACAUCAAACACGAGGACUUGGUGAACUCCAUCGAAUCCAAAAAUCUAGCUCUCCAAAAUGGUAACAAACCAGUACUCAAGAAAAAGGCCUCCUUCUUGGGUUCUGAGGUUAGAUUAAGGGACGAUACUUUGCCCAAGGCAUGGAUCUCCUUGGCCGUGGAAGGUGAAUCUGUCAAUUCCCCAGACUAUUUCGUGGCUAAAUUAGCCGCUCAAAUCUUCGGCUCCUAUAACGCCUUUGAACCGGCUUCCAGAUUGCAAGGUAUCAAAUUGUUAGAUAACAUACAAGAGUACCAAUUAUGUGACUCUUUCAAUCAUUUCUCCCUCUCUUACAAAGAUUCCGGUUUAUGGGGGUUCUCUACAGCCACCAGAAAUGUUACCAUGAUCGAUGACCUCAUUCACUUCACUUUGAAACAGUGGAACAGACUAACUAUUUCUGUCACCGAUACUGAGGUGGAACGUGCCAAGUCACUAUUGAAGUUACAGUUGGGAAAAUUAUAUGAAUCUGGUAACUUCGUCAGUGACGCUAACCUGUUAGGUGCAGAAGUCUUAGUCAAGGGCUCUAAAUUGUCUUUGAAUGAAGCUCACAAGAAAAUCGAUACUAUCACCGUUAAAGAUGUAAAAGCUUGGGCUAGCAAGAGACUAUGGGACCAAGAUAUCGCUAUUGCCGGUACCGGUCAAAUUGAGGGGUUAUUAGACUAUAUGAGAAUUAGAAGUGACAUGUCUAUGAUGAGAUGGUAA